GUCCUCCCUCUAGAUAUAAGCCGGCCUCUUGGCUCUAGCCUCUAGCUAGCUGUAGAGCUCAUCGCAAGUUGCAACAAUGGCUGCUGUAAAGCUUGCUGCCUUUGUCGUGGUAGCAUUGCUCGGUUGUAUGGCUUACACAUGCCAAGCGAGCUACGGGUAUCCCAACCCAAUGCCGCCCAUCAUAAGCCCGACACCUCCUACGGCACCGGCGCUCACACUGGACUACUACAGCUAUUCCUGCCCUAAUGCGGAGGCAAUUGUCAGGGAGGCCGUAAAGAACGCCACAGCCAACAAUCGCGGCAUCGGCGCUGGGCUCAUCCGCCUCUUCUUCCACGACUGUUUCGUGAGGGGUUGUGAUGCCUCGGUUCUCCUAGACCCAACGUCGGCCAACCAGGAGCCGGAGAAGCUUGGCAUCCCAAACUUCCCAAGCCUCCGAGGCUUCGAGGUGAUAGACGCCGCAAAGGCGAAGCUUGAGAAGGAAUGUGGUGGGGUUGUCUCGUGCGCUGACAUCGUCGCCUUUGCUGGACGCGAUGCCACCUUCUUUCUCAGCAACGGUGUGGUAGACUUCAAAAUGCCUGCUGGUCGCUAUGACGGGCGAGUGUCGUUCGCCAACGAGACCCUCCGUGACCUGCCCCCUCCCUUCGCCAACGUCAAGGUGCUCGAGGCCAUGUUCGAAGCCAAGGGGCUCGACCUCGACGACAUGGUCACCCUCUCCGGCGCGCACACCAUCGGUAUCUCUCAUUGUUCAUCCUUCGCUGACCGCCUUCCAGCUAACCCAUCAGACCCCACGUCUAUGGAACCCACGUUGGCUAGCUCCCUACAGCAGACAUGCAACCGCGGUGGUGACCCUGUGGUGGUGCAGGACGUCGUUACCCCCCGUGACCUGGACAGACAGUACUACCAGAACGUUCUUGACCGUAAAGUGCUGUUCAAAUCGGACGCCACGCUGCUGCAGUCGCCGCAGGCACUCAAGGCUGUGGAACACAACGCCAAGAACCCCGGGAAGUGGGAGCGAAAGUUCAAGCAAGCAAUGGUUAAGAUGGGCAACAUCGAGCUCAAGACCAAGGCCAACGGGGAGAUCAGAAAGCAGUGCAGGUUCAUCAACUAGCUAGAGCGCCGAUAAUCUGUACCUCGUAUUGACUCAGGAGGCCGGCCGGAGACUGAUCAGAACAAGCUCGUGCUUUUGUUCGAAUAUUAGCUUAACAGCUCCGAUAAUUGUUUUAUCAGUCCAUGUUUUGCUUCUUUCACAUCUGUAUCGAAAGUAUUGGAGUAAUUUAUUUUGAGAUGAUAUUGUCAAACUA
This is a messenger RNA of Hordeum vulgare subsp. vulgare (domesticated barley), 1301 nucleotides long. RefSeq names its product peroxidase 2-like. The coding region runs from base 77 to 1108 and encodes 343 amino acids. Lineage: Eukaryota; Viridiplantae; Streptophyta; Magnoliopsida; Poales; Poaceae. Gene Ontology annotation, biological process: hydrogen peroxide catabolic process; response to oxidative stress. The transcript is spliced from 2 exons. The record is from RefSeq and is a predicted model, not a curated record. Gene Ontology annotation, molecular function: heme binding; peroxidase activity. Gene Ontology annotation, cellular component: plant-type cell wall; plasmodesma.